GGGGUGCGGUAUGAACACCUGGUGGCGGGCGUGUCUGGCGGGGUGGCCUCCACGCUCAUCUUGCACCCACUGGACCUCCUCAAGAUUAGAUUUGCUGGCGAUGGGGCAGCCUCCGCCAAGCCACACUACACAGGACUGACGCAAGCUGUGGGCCAGAUCUUCCGCCACGAGGGAAUCCGUGGCUUGUACAGAGGAGUGACGCCUAAUGUGGGGGGUGCUGGGUCUGCCUGGGGAUUCUACUUCCUGUUUUACAACACCAUCAAGUCAUGGCUUCAGGGCGGCAACUCCAAGGUGCACCUGGGGCCAGGCCUGCACAUGGUGGCCGCGGCAGAGGCUGGCGUUCUCACCCUCGUCAUGACCAACCCCAUAUGGGUCGUCAAAACCAGGUUGUGCCUCCAGUACACCGAAGGUGCCAGUGCUGGUGCCGCGGCAAGUGCCACACACUACAAUGGCAUGGUGGACGCGCUCGUUAAGACCUACAAGUUAGAGGGAGUGCGUGGUCUGUACAAGGGUUUUGUGCCCGGGGUAUUUGGAGUGAGUCACGGGGCGCUGCAGUUCAUGGCGUACGAAGAGAUGAAGGUGCAGUACAACCGAUACCGCAGUCUUCCCAUUGAUUCUAAGCUGGUGACAUUUCCUUUGUUCACAGACCAUGGUGGAGUAACCUCGCCUUCUGCCUCACUGUCCAAGCUGUUCGCGGCUGUCACCACGUACCCCUACCAGGUGCUGAGGGCGCGCAUGCAGGACCAGCACGCACAAUACGACAACCUAAGACACUGCAUCAAAGAAACCUGGAGACUGAACCACAUCGUCGGGUUCUAUAGGGGACUGUCGCCCAACCUGAUGCGUGUAGUGCCCGCCACAGCCAUCACCUUCGUCGUGUACGAGAAGACCUCAGAGUUCUUAUUCCAGUUCAGAUCAGAGGACCAGACCGCCGCCAGUCCCGGACAGGACUAAUCCGUCAGCCCCCCGCCUGAGGGCCCUGCGAGGCAGACUGAGGCGGGAAAGCAGAUGGACGACUAGGCAGGCUUUACUUUCAGGAACGUCGGGGCCAGGCCCGUCCAGAACGAGGCCCGACAGACGCCAAAGAUCAUACAUUUUAAGGUUACAACAUUUUUUAUCUUUCUUUCAUGCUAAUUGUUUCGUUACUUGUCAUUUCUCGCCGCAGCUCAUGUAUGGUUCCAAGAACACCAGAUAAACAGUGUACAUAGCAUCGUGA
Scylla paramamosain (green mud crab) is the source of this 1216-nucleotide messenger RNA. Its product is annotated as solute carrier family 25 member 32-like. The record is from RefSeq and is a predicted model, not a curated record. Gene Ontology annotation, molecular function: folic acid transmembrane transporter activity; FAD transmembrane transporter activity. Gene Ontology annotation, biological process: folate import into mitochondrion; nucleotide transport. Gene Ontology annotation, cellular component: mitochondrion. Lineage: Eukaryota; Metazoa; Arthropoda; Malacostraca; Decapoda; Portunidae.